Molecule: messenger RNA, 573 nt
Organism: Mandrillus leucophaeus (drill)
Lineage: Eukaryota; Metazoa; Chordata; Mammalia; Primates; Cercopithecidae
Gene: MINAR2
Product: KIAA1024-like ortholog
Exons: 3
Coding region: 1-573 (190 amino acids)
Source: RefSeq, a predicted model, not a curated record
AUGGAUCUCUCUGUUUUGCCAAAUAACAACCAUCCUGACAAAUUCCUGCAGCUUGACGUAAAGUCUUUCACGAGGAGCUCAGCCCUCCUUCAGGCCAGCCUGGCAAGGUUUCCGGGUGGAAAUUAUCCUGCUGCACAACACUGGCAAAACCUUGUCUACUCACAGAGGGAAAAGAAGAAUAUUGCUGCUCAGCGAAUUAGGGGAUCCAGUGCAGAGAGCCUUGUUACUGCUGAUAGCCCUCCACCAUCCAUGUCAUCAGUUAUGAAGAAUAACCCACUCUAUGGUGACCUAAGUUUGGAGGAAGCUAUGGAAGAAAGAAAAAAGAACCCAUCAUGGACCAUUGAGGAAUAUGACAAACGUUCCCUGCACACAAACCUCUCUGGACAUCUGAAGGAAAAUCCUAACGACCUGCGGUUUUGGUUGGGAGACAUGUACACUCCAGGUUUUGACACUUUAUUGAAAAAGGAAGAGAAACAAGAGAAGCAUUCAAAAUUUUGUCGUAUGGGUCUGAUUUUACUUGCCAUCAUCUCCAUCUUGGUUGCCAUAGUGACUAUUAUUACUUUUUUCACCUGA